Messenger RNA from Drosophila eugracilis, 467 nucleotides. Its product is annotated as adipokinetic hormone. The transcript is spliced from 2 exons. NCBI's taxonomy places the organism in Eukaryota, Metazoa, Arthropoda, Insecta, Diptera, Drosophilidae. The record is from RefSeq and is a predicted model, not a curated record. Bases 45 to 284 code for a protein of 79 amino acids. Gene Ontology annotation, molecular function: hormone activity. Gene Ontology annotation, cellular component: extracellular region.
UAUAAAAGCAGGCUAAACCGAGAUGGAUCAGCAUAGAACUCAGAAUGAAUCCCAAGAGCGAAAUCCUCAUUGCAGCCGUGCUUUUCCUGCUCCUGGCCUGCGUUCAGUGUCAACUGACGUUCUCGCCGGAUUGGGGCAAACGUUCCGUUGGUGGAGCUGGUCCUGGAUCCUUCUUUGAGCCUCAGCAAGGCAGCUGCAAGCCCUCCAACGAGAUGUUGCUCGAGAUCUUUCGCUAUGUACAAUCCCAAGCUCAGCUCUUCCUAGACUGCAAGCACCGCGAGUAGGAAGCUAUACCCUUUCCUGAUCCUGAUUCGGAUCUCGAACGAUGUCUAGCACGCACACACAUACAUUACAUAUAUAUAUAUAAACAUAUAUAUACCCAGCACGUUAUCAAGGUAGUCGUAGUCGGCAUUUAGAUUUAAUGGAACUUUCCUUUCCCAACAAUAAAUAAGCGCAUCCAAAAAGUA